CCACCACCACCACCGCUACAUCACCACCACCACCAGCCGCCUCUCCUGCGCCCUCCAUCUCUGAUGGCUCUAUGGGGAGUCAUCAGCCUCAGCCUUCACUGCUGGGUUUGUUUACGGUCUGCAGUGACAGCAGCAGCGGUGGCCACAACAUCCAGCCUCCCCAAUGACAAACCUGGGGGCCCCUUGGACUGGCUGCUCUCAGAUAAGGGGCCCUUCCACCACUCCCCAGAGUACAUUGACUUUGUGGACAAGAACCGACAAGGAUUCUCCACCAGAUACAAGAUCUACAGGGAGUUUGGCAGAUGGAAGGUUAAUAAUCUGGCUGUGGAAAGGAGAGAUUUUCUGGAGUCUCCCUUACCUUUGACCUCUGAGUUCAUCCGGAAUAUUCGACUUCUGGGCCGCAGACCCACCACCCAGAUGAUCACUGACAACCUGAUCAGGAAGUAUGGGACUCACUUUCUGCUGUCUGCUACCCUGGGAGGAGAGGAGGCCUUAACGAUAUUUGUGGACAAGAGGAAAUUGAGUAAGAAGGCGGAGGUGAGCGACUACUCCAGUAACUCCUCCACUGUGACUCUGGAAGCUCUGCACCAACUGGCAGCCUCCUACUUCAUCGACAGGGAGAGCACCCUUCGCAAACUGCACCACAUCCAGAUCGCCUCCACCGCCAUCAAGGUGACGGAGACUCGUACAGGUCCUCUUGGCUGCAGUAACUAUGACAACCUUGACUCUGUCAGCUCGGUGCUGGUUCAGAGCCCUGAAAAUAAAGUACAGCUGCAAGGCCUCCAAGUGAUCCUUCCAGACUAUUUGAGGGAAGGUUUUGUUCAAGCUGCUCUCAGCUACAUUGCCUGCAAUGGGGAGGGUGAAUUUGUCUGCAAGGACAAUGACUGCUGGUGCAGCUGUGACCCCAAGUUUCCUGAAUGUAACUGCCCAUAUAUGGACAUCCAGGCCAUGGAGGAGAGCCUGGAGAGGAUCACGGAGACAUGGGGGAUUCUGUUCAAGGAGUUUGAGGAAUCAGAUGAAUUCAAAGCAUUCUAUGCAAGGCUGCCGCAGAACUAUUAUCUCAACACGUCUGCCAUCCAGCACUUGUGGUCCCUGGACAACGCAUUCCAGUGGCGAUACGAGCAGCUGGAGAACAGCAUGCAGGCCCUCUCACGACGAGCCCAAAGAGUCAUCUUUAAGCUCUUCAGUCUCAGCAAAAGAUGUCACAAACACCCCCAGGUCCAUCUACCCCGAGAGCGGCCACAGUCCUACUGGCUGAGUCAUUUCCAGUCUCUUCUGUACUGUUCGGAAAACAACCAGCUGGGCACCUUCUCCGAGGAGCUCCACAGCUGCAUUUGCCGAUAUGAACACACUUCCUGUCAUCUUCCUCCGCCCUGCACCAUCGGAGAAGGUUCAGCGUGUGCAGUAUGUGCCCCCGACAACCACACCCGCUGUGGCAGCUGCAACCCAGGUUUCACCCUGACUCAAGGUGGCUGCAAGGCCAUGGUGGCAGACUCCACCGAGAGCUACCUGGGUUUUGAGACCGACCUGCAGGACCUGGAGCUGGGCUACCUCCUGCAGAGAGCUGACCGCAGGCUGGAGGUUCACGCCAUCUUCAUCAGCAAUGACAUGCGACUCAACAGCUGGUUUGACCCAUCGUGGAGGAAGAGAAUGUUGCUGACGCUGAAAAGUAACAAGUACAAAUCCAACAUGGUCCACAUGCUUCUCGGAAUAUCCCUGCAGAUCUGCCUUACAAAGAACAGCACCCUGGAGCCGGCCCUCACUCUCUAUAUCAACCCCUUUGGAGGCAGUCAUUCCGAGAGUUGGUACAUCCCUGUCAAUGAGAACAGUUUUCCAGACUGGCAGGCCACCAAACUGGACCUACCCUUCGAGUGCUAUAACUGGACUCUCACACUGGGCAACAAGUGGAAGACGUUCUUUGAAACUAUCCAUGUUUACCUCCGGAGCAGGAUUAAAUCUCAAGACGGAGUGAACGACAGUGUUUAUUACGAACCUAUGGAAAUGACAGAACCUUCCCGGAACCUGGGCUACAUGAAAAUCAACAGCAUCCAGGUCUUUGGCUACAGCAUGCACUUUGACCCCGAGGCAAUCCGUGACUUGAUACUGCAGCUGGACUACCCAUACACGCAGGGUUCCCAGGACACGGCUAUCCUUCAGCUGCUGGAGAUAAGGGACAGGGUGAACCGACUGUCACCUCCAGGUCAGCAGAGGUUGGAUUUGUUUGCCUGUCUUCUCCGGCAUCGCCUGAAACUGACUGCAAAUGAUGUGGUUCGCAUUCACGCCUCCUUACAGGCCUUUAGCUCACGCCUGCCCAAUUCAGUGGAAUACGAGACCACCAAGCUGUGCAGUUAACAGCUGCUUGAUGAGACAAUUGUACUGAAAACACUCACGAGGGACAAACUGUAACAACAGGGUGUUCAAAAAACUGUGUUCUGUCUGUAUACACUGUACGGUCAAUCAGAACAGCGCCAACAGUGGACAGCUGAAGAAUGUACCCUUCUGAUUAUUCGGUCUUGUUUUGUUGUGACUAACUUCAGUGCUAUGAUCUGAAAAUAAGGCGGAGGAUCAGGGAAAUGCACAACUGUUCCUCACGAACAAUCUCUUUGGCAAAAGAAUACUGCAGUAGAACUCCAGACACCACAGUAUAUGGACCAGCCAUCAUGAUUCCAUAUGAUUUAUAUUGUAAGUACAAAAGGCCUAUUGGCAAUCAUUGGAAAUUUUAUGGUAACAAAAAAAAAAAAGAUAUUGCUCUGUUUGUUUGUAAUUUUUAUAUGUUCCUUUGCUUCUGUAACAGUGCACUUUCCAUGAAGACCAGAUUACAGUGGUGUCAGUCAAGGUUUUGUAGAUAAAAUUGAUAUUAAAACAUCAUCUUAUCACAGG
Cynoglossus semilaevis (tongue sole) is the source of this 2880-nucleotide messenger RNA. It is a transcript of the gene brinp3a.2, whose product is annotated as bone morphogenetic protein/retinoic acid inducible neural-specific 3a, tandem duplicate 2. The transcript is spliced from 8 exons. NCBI's taxonomy places the organism in Eukaryota, Metazoa, Chordata, Actinopteri, Pleuronectiformes, Cynoglossidae. Gene Ontology annotation, cellular component: dendrite; neuronal cell body; cytoplasm. The record is from RefSeq and is a predicted model, not a curated record. The coding region runs from base 64 to 2352 and encodes 762 amino acids. Gene Ontology annotation, biological process: cellular response to retinoic acid; nervous system development; negative regulation of mitotic cell cycle.